Molecule: messenger RNA, 729 nt
Organism: Dentiscutata heterogama
Lineage: Eukaryota; Fungi; Glomeromycota; Glomeromycetes; Diversisporales; Gigasporaceae
Source: the annotation of a GenBank genome assembly
AUGGGCAACGACCUUGAUAACACCAUCCAGGAUCUGGUGGAUGGUAAGGUACGGAUAGAAGAUUUCCCUCUCAUCAAUGUUUGUUUGAUAGAGGAUAUCUUCUAUUCGUCAGAUAAUAGAAGGCUUUAUUGCUUCAAGGAGGCGAUAAAGCGAGGGUUGGAUGUUGAUAGGAUACCUGUUAUAAUAAGAAGGGUAUCAGAUGUCAACAUUGAGUGGAAGAUGGAGGGAGCGCAAAGAAAAUUAUCUCAGAACGAAGUGCAAUUAAUAUUACAAGAAAAUUGUUCUUUGAAAACUGAAAAUGGUUAUUUACAAAAAGAAAAUGAUGGAUUAAGAAAUCAAAACGAAAAACUGGAAAAUCAAGUUGAAAAAUUGGAAAGUAAAAAUGAAGAGGAAUGGCAACAAGCUAGACAAGAAAGAGAACAAUCUAGACAAGAAAGAGAACAAGCUAGACGCGAGAGACAACAAGCUAGACAAGAAAGACAAAAUUUACAAAAAAUUUUCUUUCUUAUAAUUUUUAUCUUAUUUUUCUUUUUACUUUCUUGUCAAUUUGGUGCUCGUUGGUUUGCAAAACCUGGAAAGAAGUUCUUGACGAGCAUCCUUUCUGGCAAAAGGUUGUUGAGGAUUGCGGUCUCAAAUCUUCAAGACCGAACUCGAGAAAAUAUAAAACUUACAAGUCAAUAUUCGUUAAAAACUAUGAAAAAAUUUGCCCUUGUUACAAGGGUCUGUUAA